AAUCUCCGCCGUCCAUUCUCAUCAACGCCUUCAGAUUACCAUCGUCCAUUUCCCCUUCUCAGCGUCUCAUUAUUUGACCCCUGAUUGACAAAAACAAAUAUCUCUCUCUCUCUCGUGUUUUUCUCACUUCUUGUCGGAAAGGAAACUCUCUCUCCUCAAUCUCACCGCCGGCGUUGCUUCGGAUCGCCGGUGAUUUUGUUUGAGCUGCUAUCGAUUGUUGAUUUCAACACUUUACCGGAGAUAAAGAGUUUGACUUUUUGUUCUUAGAUUUAGUUUUUGUUUCAACGUUUCGAUGGCUAUAAGAUUAGGUUGGGGAGAUAAAAAGAGUAACUUUUGGUUUGUUGUUGUGAAAUGAAGUGACUUUGAAUAGACAAAUUAGGCGACUUUGUAGGGACACUGUACCGAAACCCUAAGUUCUGGUUUGGCCAUGGAAGUAUCAUAGCACUUUCUCUUGUCUGGGUUUUAUUUGUCUUAAUCUUUUGUAUAACCCUCUUUUUUUUUAAUUUUUAGUGGAAAAUUAGUUUCUUUGAUUAGAUAUUUUUGUGGGUUUUGUGGGGUUUUGUCUGUAAAUCUGAUCAUGGAUUUGAACGGAGAGUGUAAGGGAGGAGGAGGAGAUGGGUUUAUUGACAGAAGCAGAGUUAGGAUUUUGCUUUGUGACAAUGAUCCCAAUAGCUUGGGAGAGGUUUUCACCCUCCUUUCACAGUGUUCUUAUCAAGUGACGUCAGUCAAAUCAGCAAGGCAGGUGAUUGAUGCACUGAAUGCAGAGGGGCCUGACAUCGAUAUAAUACUGGCGGAGAUUGAUCUCCCAAUGGCCAAGGGUAUGAAGAUGCUAAGGUACAUCACACGUGACAAAGAUCUUCGGAGAAUCCCUGUCAUCAUGAUGUCGAGGCAAGACGAGGUCCCUGUGGUGGUAAAGUGCUUGAAGCUAGGUGCAGCUGACUACCUUGUGAAGCCUCUUCGGACCAACGAGCUUCUCAACUUGUGGACACACAUGUGGAGAAGAAGACGCAUGCUAGGACUUGCUGAGAAGAACAUGUUGAGCUAUGAGUUCGAUCUCGUGGGAUCUGACCCAAGUGAUCCAAAUACAAACAGCACCAACCUCUUCUCUGAUGACACAGAUGAGAGAAGUAUUAGGUCCACCAAUCCGCAGAGAGGAAGUCAUCAGGAAAAGGAGUGGCCUGUUCCUACUGGUUCCGUUUGUGCUGGCGAUGGUGCUGCUAAUGGCACAGCCACGUCAACUCCUCCCGUUGCUGUUAUAGAGCCCCCACUGAACCAUCUUCCUGAGCCUCACCAUGAGACUACCAAAAGAAAUACUAAUCCAGCGCAAUUUUCUUCAGUACCAAAGAAGAGUAGAUUGAAGAUUGGAGAGUCCUCCGCUUUCUUCACAUAUGUCAAGUCUACUGUCAAUGGAAAUGGCUCAGUUCAUCCAGGUAUGGCUGAGAAGCUUCAAGCGGUGGCAAGUGAGGUGAUCAACAACGCCAAACAAACACGAGGAGGUAGAGAGACUGAGAAAAACAAAGCUCAAGGAGAGAACUUUGUGAACGGCACGCUUGAGCGGUCACGCACGCUUCCAACACCAAUGGAACUUCAUGGCAGUAGGAGUUACCAAGAAGUUCCAAAUUCUAUUGAGCGGUCACGCACGCUUCCACCACCAAUGGAACUUCACGGUACUAGGAGUUGUUACCAAGAAGGAUCUAUGGAUGAUGCCCGGGUUGCUGCUGCUAAGGAUUCAUCUCAGUUCCCUGCGCAAAAUGCAUAUCCUUACUAUAUGCAUGGUGUCAUGAACCAAGUUAUGAUGCAAUCAGCAGCCAUGAUGCCUCAGUAUGGUCAUCAUCAACAUCCUCAUUGCCCACCUAAUCAUCUGAAUGGAAUGACAGGGUUUCCUUAUUACCACCACCACCCUAUGAACACAUCGUUACAGAACGGUCAUGUGCCUUUACAGAAUGGUCAGAUGCCUCCUAUGGUUCAUCAUCAUCAUUCUUGGCCACAGGUGGGAAACCACCCGUCUCCUAACGAGGUGAGAGUGACUAAGCUUGACAGAAGAGAGGAAGCGUUGCUUAAAUUUAGACGUAAGAGGAACCAAAGGUGUUUUGAUAAGAAGAUUAGGUAUGUGAAUAGGAAGAAGCUUGCUGAGAGGAGGCCACGUGUUAAGGGUCAGUUUGUUAGGAAGAUGAACGGCGUAAAUGUUGACUUGAACGGGCAGCCUGAACCUGACUCUGCUGACUAUGAUGACGAGGAAGAGGAGGAUGAAGAAGAAGAGGAGAAUCGGGACUCGUCUCCUCAGGAUGAUGCUCUUGGGACUUGAGAAACAUGGGAGAACUGAAAACCUUGUUUGGUUUUAUGAUGAGAAACUUUGCUUGAUGAUGAUGAUCUAUUGACACGGAAGGAAUGAUGCUGCUGCUCAUGUUGGCUUAGCAGAGCAUUGAAAAUCACUAUGUAGGUGUGGCUUAGCUCGUUGAUAAAACAUAAGAUGUGUUUGAUCUUGUUCACUCACUUUCAGUGAGUUAUGUAUAAACCUUUCUUCUCCUUCCAGCAUUUUCCUUGGAUUUUAUUUUUCCUUUUGUUCCCUCGUCUGUUUAAACAUGUAUGACCACUCCAUGGAAAGGUAUAAAGAGACAUGUGUUCCAUAA
Brassica napus (rape) is the source of this 2630-nucleotide messenger RNA. RefSeq names its product two-component response regulator-like APRR1. Bases 578 to 2305 code for a protein of 575 amino acids. The transcript is spliced from 6 exons. Lineage: Eukaryota; Viridiplantae; Streptophyta; Magnoliopsida; Brassicales; Brassicaceae. Gene Ontology annotation, biological process: phosphorelay signal transduction system; cytokinin-activated signaling pathway. Gene Ontology annotation, molecular function: protein binding. The record is from RefSeq and is a predicted model, not a curated record.